Molecule: messenger RNA, 3918 nt
Organism: Polyodon spathula (Mississippi paddlefish)
Lineage: Eukaryota; Metazoa; Chordata; Actinopteri; Acipenseriformes; Polyodontidae
Product: protein sel-1 homolog 3-like
Exons: 24
Coding region: 84-3545 (1153 amino acids)
Molecular function (GO): protein binding
Source: RefSeq, a predicted model, not a curated record
UGUAGGUGGAUGUCUGAACUUCAGGUCCGGGUUGGCGAGGGUUUGAGUGCUGUAAAUGCAUUUCGAAGAUUACAAAAAUCAAAAUGAUCCCUAUGAGAGGUUCGCGUCCCGGCUACACUGGGCAAUCACAGCUUAACUUUCUGACAUUUGUUGUACACGCAGCUGUUUUGUUAACCCUGGUACCACUGCCAUCCUUUUGUAUUGAUACUUCACAUACAACCUUAAUCACCUCAAGUCCUGAUCCAAAUAAAGGUGGAGAUUUCAUCCAGUUUAACAAUGAUCCAGAACAUGUCGUUGAUAACUACAGUCUCUCAAUUCAGUAUUUCUGUUCAAACCCUUGCGUUGUUGGGGUAGAAGUCCUGGCUUCUUCACAAUUAAAAACUGCAAUGCAUAUCUUUAGGAAGAGAUGGAAACAUGUAAAACACAUUCGCACCAUCAGGACUCGGACUGUGCAAUUAAGAUUCCCAAGUGUAAUGGUCUACAGAGAGGACUUUUUUAUAAGACACUCCAUCGUUAUACAGAAUGUGAUGUUAAGGGCCUGGAUUGUCCACAGUCACAGCUACAAUCACAGCACUGGUUAUCGAGAUGCGUAUCAGCAAGCCGUGGACAAGACCUAUUCAAUUUUGAAGAGUCUACCACCUCAUCAACGACCAUUUAAAAAGCACAACAAAUGCCUUCAGUGGGGUGCCAAAUUGAUGUGGAGGUUAACUGAAAACAGACUCAACCGGUGUCCGCAUGAGACUGAUGUUGUGGAGAUUCUCAGCUUCCCGCAUGCAUGUACUGGAGAGAGAUAUGGCGUGAUAAAAACGUUCUACAGUUUUUACAACAGUGACUUUGAAAAGACCAGAAUUCAGCAAGUUGAUGACCCCAGGUUCACGCUUUCAAUUUGGAUGUACUUCUUGAAUUCAUGUAAACAUGCCUCGUGUGCGAUCGUGCAUCACAUUAAUCCAAACAGCACGUAUGGGACGCUUCUGGUGCUUUUAACUGAAACUGGGGAUAUAACUGUCCAGGCCCGGUGUGUUUCAGGACAGGACAUUGCUUUCAGAACCCAUGUUAAACUCUCAAUGAGGAGGUGGCAUCGCCUUGACUUCUCCGUGGACCGUACAAUGGUGACUUUUACUAUCAUAUCUCUGGAGAAUAUGAAAGAAACAGCACAGACUUUCAGAUACCAGUUUGUAAAUAAAUUACAUUAUGAUGACACUGCUGGAUACUUCGUUCUUGGAGGCAGCAAGUAUAUGCCCAGUAUAGAAGGCUUUUAUGGUCCUGUAAAAUAUUACCGUCUUGAAGCAAGGCAUGGCAAUGCGAUUGUUAAUCCCCUUUCCCCAAAGAGAACUGUGGAAGAGCUGGAUGCACUCUAUCAGAGCUGUGAAGAUGUAAAAAGCAUAACCACUGGCUUUCUGCAGAUACUUAAACAAAACAGACCAGUUCAAGAAAACAACACAUGUAAAUCAUAUUAUGUACAUUUAAAGAACACAUAUGGUGAACAGUCUGUGUGUGACGGACUUCCCUGGACACAUGAAAAACAAAGAAAAUAUCAAAGACUGUUUGAUCUUCUUCAGAUGAUGGGGCCAGACUUGCUAACAGGUUCACAGGGUUCUGAAGUGACCCUUGAAUUUGGAAAGAAGGUUUUUGAAAUGGUAUCUGAAAGAUUAUCAGACUGGGAGGGUGACCAUGUCCUCGGCUCCCUAGUCUCGUCUUUACAGAUUUCCAGCUGCUGUGGCUAUCACAGAGCCUCCUAUUACCUGGCUGUCAUGUAUGAAACUGGUUUGGGGGUUCCAGUCAAUUAUCUACAGGGACAUGUUUAUGGUUUGGUUGGUGCUCAAGGAGAUGAGAGUCUGGCUCUAAUGCAUCUUGGUUACAAACAUAUCGAAGGCAUUGAUGGUUAUCCUCUAGAUUAUGACCUGUCAUACAGUUACUAUAUCAAUAUUGGAAAGCAGACUUUGCAAGAUCGAUGGGAAGUAGGGGAAGCACAGGCUUAUGUUGAAUCAGUUCGGCUAACAGAUGAAACAGCCCUGAAAUUUCAUACAAACGAGAACGGUGACCUCUAUCAGUUUCUAAAUCUUCAAGCAAAAAGAGGAGACUUGAAUUCACAAAAAACAUUGGCCAGAAUGCUGUUUUGGGGCCAGCAUGGUGUGUCAAAGAAUGUGACUGCAGCUGCUCAGUGGUAUGCCAGGAGCGCUCUCAAAAUGGAAGAUCCGCAGGCCAUGUAUGAUCUGGCUAUUAUUUUAUUCAAGGGUCAAGGAGUAAAAAAGAACAAGACAUUUGCAUUACAACUUAUGAAAAAAGCAGCUGCAAUGGGAUCGGUUCAAGCCCUCAAUGGGCUGGGAUGGUACUAUCACACAUUCAAGGCAGACCUGGUCACAGCAACAAAAUACUUUGAACAAGCAGCACAAAAUGAAAGUAGUGCUGCGUUCUUUAAUUUGGGAAUAUUUUAUCUGAAUGGACAGUACCCUGGAAAGUCGGAGCAGAAUCAGACUGCAGCUUUUGAGCUCUUCUUGAAAGCAGCUGUAGAUGGACAUUUUGAUGCAGUCAUUGAGUGCUCUCAAUUCUAUGCUACAGGACAACUGAGCACUGUUCCCAGGGAUCCAGAAACAGCAGCCAAAAUGGCUAAAGAGAUAUCCGAACAAAAUGGUAAUUUAGGGUACGUUGUGAAAAAGGCUCUAGAUGCGUAUAUGGAAAGAUCAUGGAAUGAAGCCUUUUUGCAUUAUCUUGUGGCUGCAGAAACUGGGUUGGAGGUAGCACAGUCAAACAUUGCCUAUAUGUGUGAAGAGUGGCCAGAACUCGGACAGAGCUAUUUCACCACUGAUGACUGUGAAUGGAGAUACUACAAUCGCUUAGUAAAUCAGCACUUCCCUCCCAAUCGGGCUUAUCUGAAAAUGGGAGACUAUUUUUACUAUGGACUCAAAAACCGUUCACGCAAUAUUAAAUUAUCCAUUGCCAUGUAUGCGAAUGCUGCUUCAGCAAAUGAUUCACAGGCGUUUUUUAACUUGGCCUCAUUAGUUGAAGAGGGCCAUUCCAUCCCGAAAAGGAUAUUAAAACACCUAAAAAUUGACAGAGCAGUGUGGUCUGACAGUCUCACUGUUGCACUGAAGCUUUAUGAAAGAUGCAAAUAUGAUGAUCCAGAGGAGCUCAUAUCUCCAUGUUCUUUAGCUUGGUUUCGUGUCCAACUUCAAAUCAUUUGGAAAACAAUAUUGAAUGACCCAAUUCAAUCUUCUGUGGUAUACAUUGUUGGGACAGUUUUUAUUACAGCUUUAACUACUUUGUGUGUACACCAGAUCAACCAUGAAACAGCAAAUAUGCCAGUUAGACCACAGAUUGCUGUCUCUUCCAGCUAUGUUGCUGAUAAUCAGACAACCCAGGAAGCUGAAUCUCCGAAUCCUGGCAUUCAAGAAGCAGACGAAAGGAUCUGGUGGAUAAGCAUGAUUUGGAGUCAAGUCAUUCAGACUCCUCUACAAAGACACCCUAGUAUAGGUGACUGGUCCGUUACACUGCUUGGGAUUUGUGUCUGCAGCAUGUGUGUUGUGAUCAUGAUACACUCAUUGUGAAGAUGUAAAUGUAAAUGGUUGUAUGUGAUCUUGUUACACUUGCUUGAUCAUUUCACCCUGCAAUGGAUUCUGUCACUUAACCAACUAGCUGCCUGAUUUUUGACACUUUUAGAAGUUUGAAAAUGUUUGUUCUGUGUUCUUAAAUAACUGUUUAAACUAAGAGGCAUUUCAAAAACAGUCCUUAAAAAAAUCUCCCAUUACUUUGUUUUAUAAAUGGGUCCCCAAAUAGGAAACAAAACCUUUUCAAGUGUCCUUUCAUUACAUUACUUGGUUGUUUUGGUUCUAGGUUUGUAAAUUUUAUCAAUGGUUUUUAUUUUCAUCAGGUAAUUGCUUUUGUUGAGUGGUGUAAUUGGGAACUUAAUAAUAAUAAUAA